AUGAGUGAAGAAAGCGUGGAGGAACGGCAAAAUAAUGAGCUAGCUGCGUUGCAGGCAAUAUAUGGAGAAGCAGUUACCGAUACCCGGGAGACUCUUGCAUGGAAAGUAUGGAGACCUCUAGACCUCUUGUUAACGCUGCACCCGUUGCACAAUUCGGAUGUCCAGGGCGUGCACUGUUCCGUCACUUUGCACUUUGAGUGUAGCAAUAACUAUCCUUAUACGCCGCCAACAAUCUCUAUAAACAAAAUACACGGGUUGUCCGUUGAGAACGGUGCAAAACUUCUGGCUGAAUUGGACAAAUUGGCGUCUGAGCUUUGUGGAGAAGUGAUGAUAUUCCAACUAGCUACUCACGCACAGCAAUUUCUACACGACCACAAUAAACCUACAUUGUCGUUCUACGAUGAGAUGGUGAAUCAAAAGAAUGAACAGGAAAAACUAAAGCAGCUGGACAAACAGGUUAAAGAAAAUGAAGAGCGUCAGAAAAUUAAAGAUGAGGUUCAAAAACGGCAAGAGAUCUUGCAAAAGGCGGGCAGGCAGAAAGUGCAUCGGUCGAGUUGCAGCCAGGAGAACAGCAGCGAGGGGCAGGGAGAUACUCCAGAACUUGUUUAUUAUGCAGACGAUAGAGUGUCUCCGGCAAAGAAAGUCGUACGUGCCCGCAAAGAAGUACCUUGCACGUGCAACAGCAAAGGCGCUCAAGUCCUAAGAGUGACACAGAGGAACAAUAAGAAAGUUUAUAUUGGCAAUUGUUUAGGGCACUCAUCAAAUGGCUCCACAACUUACCUAGCGAUAGAUGACGAAACAGGCGAGCGCAUGAUCGCCAAAAAAUGGUCGCUGAACCCCGCUACAGACUUCCAAACUCGCAACCGGCAACUAACAGCUUUACAUCAAGAUUUCAAAGCAAUAUGUCGGUUAAAACAUACCUCCUUAGUGCCUUAUAUAGCUAUGGAAACGUGUAAAGAACCUACGAAGCGUACAGUGAAACAGAGUGUAUAUAUAUUCAGAGAUUUCAUUCUAGGCACGUCAGUUAAAUUUUUGAAAAACAAAUUCUUUAAAUUCAGUGAUAAGUACGAAGUUUUGAAGUUUGUUAGGCAUUUGGGUCUCGGUGUUUUUAGUGCGCUACACGAACUACACAGUGUCAGUGUACAACAUCGGGAUGUGAGAAGCGAAAAUGUGUUUUUGGACCAUUGUGGUGUCGUCAAGUUGGUUGGUGUGGCUUUGGACUCUCGAUUGAGUGAGAUGUUCGAAGAAGACAGUUAUUGUGAUAGGCAGACCAAAGCCCAAGACAUAUACGCAGCGGCGCAGAUGCUGCUCUCUAUCAUCAACCAGGAGGGCCCAAUACAGGAAAUAUCAAUGGAACUGCCUGGAUCAGCAAGGGACUUCUUUUCCAGAUGUCUCACAGAAGACGAGCAGUCUCAAUGGUCGACAGAACAGUUAGUAAGUCAUGGGUUCCUGGUAGAUGUACCAACGAAAUUACCAAAUGGAAGGAAAACAGAUGGCGCUGGAAGUGGCUCUGAGGACGAGGACGCAAUAAAGAAGAUCCCGCAAUUGAGUCCAAGUACAAGCGGCCAUUCUCGUCUGAAUGUGGAAUUCGAGGUCCUGAACUGGAUUGGCAAGGGUGCUUUCGGAGAUGUCUUAAAGGUAAAAAACAAACUGGACGGCGGUUUCUACGCAAUAAAACGGGUGCAACUGAACCCAGAAAAUGUCCAGCUGAACAAGAAGAUCACGAGAGAAGUGAAGCUACUGUCCCGAUUGAACCACGAGAACGUUGUCAGAUAUUACAACGCGUGGAUCGAGUCGAUGAUUGAAAUAAACGAGUUCGGCGACUCCACGACUGGCAGUAUACAGGUUGUUGUAAAAACGCCAACAAAAAAGAAAACAGACAGUCUAGAAGACGUGGUUGCGAAACUUGGUCAAGGUGUGAAAGUGGAAUGGUCCAUCUCCGAAGGCCCCGUGCAGAAGAUCAAUUCUAACAGCGACAGCGAAGAUGACGACGAUGACGAAGCCGAUCCUUGGUUCAACAUAUUGAGCCCCGAGAACGAGGAAAGCAGCUUGAUAGAGUUCGAAGUGGACUCAAACAACCAAUCGCAAACAAUUCCAUCGGAAGACGUACCGGACUGUCCGCGCCCACAGUCCGAGAAACUUAAGCAAGUUUUGUACAUUCAGAUGGAAUUUUGCGAAAAACACACUCUUCGACAUGCAAUAGACAACGGUUUGUACCAGGAACAUUUCCGGGCCUGGCGGCUCUUUAGGGAGAUAGUGGAAGGCUUGGCUCACGUCCACCAAAGGGGCAUGAUCCAUAGAGAUCUGAAACCCGUUAAUAUUUUCUUGGAUUCCAAUGAUCAUGUGAAGAUUGGUGACUUCGGGCUCGCUACUAAGGCGUUUACAGGAUUGCAUUUGGAUGAGAAAAAUAAACAUCAAGAAGAAAUAGGAGGUUCACUCACGGGACAGGUAGGCACAGCCCUAUAUGUAGCCCCAGAACUUCUACAAUCAGCGAGCAAAGUGAUAUACAACCAGAAAGUGGACAUCUACUCGCUCGGCAUAAUCUUGUUUGAAAUGUUCCACGCGCCAUUGAGUACCGGCAUGGAAAGAAUGAUGGUGCUGACCGACUUGAGAACUAAGGAGAUAAGAAUGCCUCGGGAAUUUGAAAAGGAGGAUAACGCCAAACAAAUUCAUGUCAUCAGGUGGCUUCUAAAUCACGACGCGUCUCUCCGUCCAACCUGCGCAGAGCUACUAGCAAGCGAGCACGUACCUCGACCAGUACCAGAAGGAGCAUUAUCUGGUCUCCUUUCUCACACUCUCAGCGACCGAGGAUCAAGAGGAUACCAGAGACUGGUAGCUGCAUGUCUGGACCAGAAGCAAUCGCCCGCCGAAGAUUUGACGUACCAUAAUGACAUGAAAACGAAGCCUGUCGACGUUCUUUGUUAUGUUAAAGAUGCUGUGGUUAAGAUCUUCCGCAGCCACGGAGCUACAGAGUUCUCACCACCUCUUCUGUUACCACGAGCAAAAGCGUGGGACCAGUACCCCAACGCCGUCAAAGUUAUGACAGCCAGUGGUACCGUUUGUCAUCUGCCUCAUGAUCUCAGGCUGCCUUUUGCUAGGCAUAUAGCUUACACGGGUACGAAAUGUAUGCGUCGCUACGUUGUCGAUCGCGUGUACAGAGAGAAGCACGUGCAAGGCUUUCAUCCGAGAGAGAUAAUUGAGUGCGCGUUUGAUAUCAUCACUCCCAAGACAGAUACCUUCUGGGCGGAUGCAGAGCUGUUAGUGGUAGCAAGUCGAGCGGCUGCUGAGAGCUCCCUUAAAGUGUCGAUACAGUUGAACCACGCGGAGUUGUUGAGAACGCUGUUGCUCUGCUGCGGGGUGCCGUUGGAUAAGCAGGCCGAUAUUUACCCUGUACUCGUCGAUGUUAGCUUUGGACGUAUAACAAGUCUCCAGCUACAAACCCACCUGACCUCCCUCUGCAUCACCAAUCGCGACGUAUCGAACCUGCUCCGUCUUAUGGAAGCUGAUGUGGCAGUAUGCGAAGUGAAGGAGCUCGUGACGCCAUUGGUGAAGCAAGCCAAAUGGUGCAAAAUCGUCAAUCAAGCCGUCUAUGAAUUAGAAGCCGUGUAUAGGAACGCCAAAGCUCUGGGAUGUGACUGCCCAAUAACAAUAGCGCCGUUCCUGGCAUACAACGCGACGCAGCAUAGUGGGGUAUUUUGGCAUAUGACCGUAUUGCGCGACAGCCACAAGCCGAGUAACAAACGCCGCGCUGGUGACCUCAUCGCUGCCGGCGGCAGGUAUGACGGCCUAGUCGAAGAGUUCUGGAAGGUGGCUCGCGCAGAAAGCGACAACGACAGCGCUGAGCUCAAGUGCAAUUCUCUUGGCUUCUCCAUGUCGCUAGAGCGAAUGGCCGCCAUAUUGAAAAAGAUGGAGACCGAGGUGCCAAAUACGAGACAUAAUGCUGAGUCAACACUGAUCUGCGUGUGCGUGUGCGGCACGGCGGGCAGCGGCCGCGACGGGCAGGCGGCUACGCGGCGCGCACACCUCGCAAGGGACUUGUGGGCGGCUGGAUACAACUGCUGCGCGUGGAGCAGCGUAAGCGCUGAUGCGCACGAGUUGAUCCGCGCUGACAUCGUUCUGCAGCAGGACGACGCCUGCGUCAGAGCCACUUGUUGGAGCCGCUGCAGAGUGCUCGAACAUAAAGUGCCGUUCAUAGAUGUGCUCGAUUUCCUGAAGCAAAAAGUCAAUCCGAACACAACUCGAUACUCAGAAGGUUCAGCGACUCGUUCGGUAAGUUGGACUGACACAGAGAAAUCAAAUAGUCCAAACACUUCCAUUACCUUCAUCACGGCGAGUGAACGAAUGACCAAAAACUCCAAAAGGCAUUGUGAAAAUCAGAUCAACACGCAGGUGACGUCGACGCUGGCGCUGCUGGGGCUGCAGCCGCUGUUCGCGCGCGUGCGCGUGCACGUGCUGGCGCUGGCGUGCGAGGCGGCGUGCGUGCGCGCGCUGGCCGCGCACCUGCUGGCGCCGCUGGACGCGCACGACCUGCGCGGCGCCUGCGCGCCCGUCUUCGACGCAUACCAGAAAAGUCAGGACAUCCUUGACGAAACGCUGAAGGAGCUUACGAACAUUGCAAAACAAAAUAAUCAGAACCGAUCGUCAGACGAAACACAGCUUUAUGCUUUGUACUCUAUACCUGAUUCUCUCUGCAGGAUCAUUACGUAGCACUGCACCCCGGACACUCCAUACAACAGUCGACAAUUAUUUACCUACUAUUACUACAUACAGCAAGG
Molecule: messenger RNA, 4775 nt
Organism: Hyposmocoma kahamanoa
Lineage: Eukaryota; Metazoa; Arthropoda; Insecta; Lepidoptera; Cosmopterigidae
Gene: Gcn2
Product: eIF-2-alpha kinase GCN2
Exons: 29
Coding region: 1-4707 (1568 amino acids)
Biological process (GO): regulation of translational initiation by eIF2 alpha phosphorylation; DNA damage checkpoint signaling
Cellular component (GO): cytosol
Molecular function (GO): protein tyrosine kinase activity; eukaryotic translation initiation factor 2alpha kinase activity; protein binding
Source: RefSeq, a predicted model, not a curated record